This is a messenger RNA of Biomphalaria glabrata, 5444 nucleotides long. Its product is annotated as zinc finger protein 474-like. Bases 367 to 2097 code for a protein of 576 amino acids. The record is from RefSeq and is a predicted model, not a curated record. The transcript has 7 exons. Lineage: Eukaryota; Metazoa; Mollusca; Gastropoda; Planorbidae.
AAUAUGGCUGCCAUUGCUAUUUAUCGUCGUUAAGAACCUUAUUUACAUUAUGUGUACCUUGACAGAUAUAGAAAGGAGGGGGAAAAAACAAGCUCUUAUUAACAACACCUUUAUUGCGCUAUCGUCAUAUCUUACGUUGCACUUCUUAGUUAAAAUAAAAUCAAUAUCUAGAUAUGCCCGAUUUUAUUGAUCACAGUUUUUAGUUUUAAAUUGUUGGUAAGAGUUUCAUAGUGACAGAUCUGGUCCACAAGAUCAUUGAAGAUGCCAUUCCAGAGAAAGUUGUGGGCGUGGUGGCUUUAAUUUAAAUGUUACCAUUUAAGUUGUUAGGCUAGUGGCAUUAAGUCACAGAAAUUUCCUCUAGAUCUUAUGGCAUUACGACCAACUAUUGUGUGCUACAUAUGUGGGCGAGAAUUUGGCUCAAAGUCUAUUUCUAUUCAUGAAAAUCAGUGUUUAAAAAAGUGGAAUAUUGAAAAUUCCAAACUUCCACCAGAUCAGAGACGACCAACUCCUGUAAAACCCCAGCUUUUGCCUGCCAUUGGAAAGGAAGGGGCAACUGGUGAAAAUGAACGUUUUAAUGAGUUAGCAUGGAAAUCUGCUCAGGGAAAUCUUGCUGAAUGUGACAAUUGUGGACGUACUUUUCAACCAGAUCGCUUAUCAGUGCACCAACGCAGCUGUAAACCGGGCAAACCACUAAAGCCUUUGAAACAGUCUGCAAAUCUCAGGCCUGGGACAGCUACUCUUUCUUCACCUGCUGUUCUGAAUCUUGAUGAAGCCAUAGAUGUGUCAUCAAAAUUAAAUGAUACAACUGUGACAUCUCAACCUAAUCCCCCUAAAAGCGGAAAGUAUGCAAACAGACCUAUAAGUGCUAAAGGUAGGACUCGUCCAAACCUAUCACUAAAUCAAGGGGAUGAACCACUACAAAUAAAUGGACAUUCUAAGCAGGGUAAUUCUGAAAUGAAUAGACAAGGCACAUAUACAGCACCUGUUCAAAAAGGACCACCUCCAAAAGCUAAAAGAGGUCCACCAGGAUCUAACUUCAUAUUUUGCUAUAUUUGUGGGAGACAGUUUACCAAAGCAUCUAUUGGUAUUCAUGAGCCACAGUGCUUGGAGAAAUGGAAAAUUGAAAAUGACAAGCUACCUAGAGAACACAGACGACCUUUGCCCAAAAAGCCAGAAAUCCUUAAGGCUGGAGGAUCAUAUGAUGUAGAGGCAGCAAAUGAGGCAGCUUGGCAAGCGUCACAAGCUAAUCUUGUACCAUGUCCUAAUUGUGGAAGAACUUUUAAUCCUGACCGUUUGCAAGUUCAUCUAAGAGCCUGCAAGCCAAAGCCAGGCAGCAUGCCUAUACAAGAAACAAAUAACAAUUCCCUUGUUGAUAAAUCCAACUCUGGUUCAAAGAGCAGAGAGGAGUCACCUCAAAGAGGACCUAAAACUGUAAUAUGUUACAUAUGUGGACGUGAAUUUGGUACAAAAUCAAUCUCUAUACAUGAACCUCAAUGUUUAGAUAAAUGGAAGACUCAAAAUUCUCAGUUGCCCAAGGAAAUGCGCCGCCCAGUUCCCCGUAAACCUGAAGGAAAUCUUACAAGAGAGCAGAUGAAUGAUGCUGCAUGGGAGAAUUCAAAAAAUCAGCUUGUCCCUUGUCAAAACUGUGGUCGAAGAUUUGCACCUGAUCGUCUCACUGUACAUCAAAGGGCCUGCAAACCUAAGCCUGGAGCUGGAAACAAUAAUAACUCUUCUGCGCCAGUAAAAUCAGCACCAGUGAUACGGCGACCUCCAACUAUAAUUUGUUAUAUUUGUGGAAGAGAGUUUGGUUCAAAGUCUAUCUCUAUUCAUGAGCCACAAUGUCUACAGAAAUGGCACAUUGAAAAUGAUAAACUUCCUAAGCAAAUGAGGCGCCCAGAGCCACGAAAGCCUGAAGUUAGGGCAGUUGCAGGUAGUAAAAGUGGAACAUAUGACGUAGACGCAAUGAAUGAGGCAGCAUGGCAGAGUGCUCAGGCUAAUUUAGUUCCUUGUGAUAACUGUGGACGAACAUUUCUACCAGACAGACUUAUUGUUCACCAAAGAAGCUGUCGACCAAAGCCUUCAAAAGUUGAAAGUUAAUAAUGAAAUAGAUAUACAAUAUAUUUAUAUUUUCAUUCAUUUAGAUUGUUAUCAACACUGUGAUAUUGUGUACUAUAUUUGACCCUUAAGUAAUUCCAUUUCAGACAAAUGUAUACAUCAUGUAUUUAGAAAUAUUUAUUUAGCACUCUAUUUGCUACCUGUAUUUAAUUAUUCAUAUUAUAGAUGUAGUGAAAUUAAUGUUAUCAUAAGUGCCUAACUUUUUUAAAAUAGUUUUUUUUUUUGGCUAUUCACAUAAAUAUAUUUUUAGUUUAAAUACAUUAUGGACAUGUUUUUUCUUUAACCAUCUUCUCAUCUUAUUUUGUAUAAAUUAUAUAAUCUAGAAAUUCAAAAAAAAAAAGUAAUGAAAAUAUAUUUCAACAACAUGAAAGUGUAUCAAGAUUUUGUGAUGUUUUUAUUUUGUUUAAAUAUCAAUCUUCCAUUAUUGUCAUAAUUUUAUGAGAUUUUCUUGUUUACUAUCAUAACUCUGCAACUUUUCCUCUAUUUUUGGGCCAGUACACAGACUACACUUGCAGAGCUUUGACCUGCUUUACUGCAAGACUAAUAAUAAUCUAAGUUUUAGCAAACUCACAAGAUCUUCUUAUCCUAGACUUUUACAGUUGACUGGGAUUCAUUCAAAUAAUAGACAACUGUCUGGUUGUGAUUCACUCAAGUGAUUGUGAUGAGUCUUGGGUUCAAAUCCUGGUGAAGGUGGAUUUUUAUGGCGCCUCUGAGUACAAACUCUUAGCGGUACCUGACAUUAGUUGGGGAAUAGUAAAGGUGGUUGGUUUUUGUGCUGGCCACAUAACACUCUUGUUAAUUUUAACCCUGGGCCACAGAGACAGAUCAUCUUUACAUCAUCUGCAAAGUUUCAAAUGUACAAAUGAUUGCACAAAUCGUAAGACCAAUUUCCUUAUGGAUAAUAAAGAUUAUUAUUAUUCACUCAAAUGAUGGACAGUGAUGUAUUUGUGAGCCAUACACUACAUUAGAAUGUGGUGUUUAGGUUGCCAACUAAUGUUACAAAAUGAUAAUUUAUAGUUAGACUGUUUCAAAUCUUUCUCAAGUGUCUCAUAAUUGUUACAUGUGACAACCCUAGUGAAAUUGUAGAAAGUUCACUAGGAGCUCAUCAAACGUAGUAUAAUGUUAAAUAAAAAAAAAAUUAGGUUCAAAUUUUAAUUGAGUUUAGUAAUAAAAAAAAAAUUACCUGUGAUAUCAGAAACUCAGUAAAUUUUAGCAGUGUGGCCAUUGUAGAUAAUAACAUAAAACUAUCAUAGGUCACUUUUUUUUUCAUGAAAGUGAAAGUGUAUGGUGAUGACAAAUGACUCAUUACCAGUUUGGUCUCUAGAAUUUUAUGUACUAUUUUUGCGUUAUACAACUUACAGAAAUAUUUGUUACACAAUAAACCUUAAAAAGUAAACAUUUUUUGAAAACUUAGCACAUAUUGCUACUGCGAAUAAAUAUGAUUUAUACUAAGCUGAACAAUGCUGAUUCCUAAUGUUACCUCUAGAUUUUAAGUUAUCCAUACAAAACCUGUAAUAACUCUUAAUAUUCCUGUGAACAUGCCUCGACCUGUCAAGACUUGCUCAAACAGGUCUAUUAGCAAACCAAAUUAUCUAAAUAGUUUCCAAUAGAAAGGGAUGACUGUUUCUGAACUGUUAUAAAUAAUAUCAAGAUAGAGUUGGUACGUAUGUUUCCAUAUAGACUCUAGCAAGAGAAUUUGACCCGUGCCUUGUUGAAUAAUAUAACAAAAAUAAAUUAUAAUUGUACUUGAAUGUUAUGGAAACAGUUUUCCAUUGAAAGAGAAGUUCAGCUCAUUAAAAGCAAGGCUAGAAUAAAGGCCAGAGUUUUCAUUGGUCCAAAAGCAUAUGAACAAACAAUUGGGUUGCCAAAUGUCUUUACUUUGAUCCUCUACAUUCCGAUCUUGAUUUUUUUCUAAUAAAAGAUACAUAAGUGACAAACAUAAAGAUGGGUUCAAUAAAAGAUAUAUAUAGGCUGUUGUGUGAUAAGGUACUACUGCAGAUUUUAACAAUGGAAAAACAAGAAAGCUCAGAAAUGCAAAAUUGGAAGUAUUUUUGACAGAACUGUUUAUGCUUUUAAGUAAGAUUUUUAGAAAGCUUUAUUGAACUUGUUUAAUGCAAUGUUUACUAUGAAUACUUUUGAUGUAGAUAAUGUAUUUCUAGGAGUCUAGUGCAAUUUGUAUGACAAUAUUCAACCCUUCUAUUGACUACAUACAUUUAUGUAAAUCUAAGCAUAGGCUGACAAAUUUCCUGAUGUUUUACAUCAAUUUUCAUUAACACUCAUUGUAAUAUACGACAGGUUUUUGCAGGUGAAAAAUUAUUUUUUGCUGCACUGUGUAAUCAAUUGAACAUGUGACAUGUUAAUAUUCAAAACUGUGUAAAAUUAUAAAUAAUUCAGAGUCAAUAAUAUCUGCACUUUUAAUUUCUCAACAGCAGACUAUGUUGGGUUGAAAUGUAGUUUAUGGCUUCAGCAAUAAAAAAACCUUGCAAUUGUAAUGAUUUUCAAUUAUUAAAAUCAUGGCAAGCACAAAGAAAAUAAUCUUAAUACAUAUAAUUAAAACAAUUUUUGGGAAUAGCUCUACGUUUUGUCAGUAUUGCAUUGCUUAGAAUGUACUUUGUAUACCAUCCACAAAACUCAUUUACCUUACUUACUUUUGUUUUUAAAUAUUAACUCCUAUUACUUGUAGUUUGUGGCAUUGUCACUUUUAUAGCAAUUUUUAUUUCAUGUACUGUUUUGAAAAUAUCUAAAAAUAUGCACUUACUAUAUUAUAACAACAUGUUGACAAUAUUAAUCAAUAGCUUUAAACAGUUAGUUGAAUGUUUAGAGUAAAUUGUUGUUUACAUUCAAGCUGUGUUUUACUUCUUUCUGACAGUUUGCUAGCAAAGGUUGAAAUAUUUUGGAAAAUUCACAAUGUCGUUUUUCAUAAAAUGUGUAAUUAACAUAAAAAUCCACAUUAAUUGGUGGUGACUGUGGUCAAGUGCUUGGCUUCUCAAGAUUUAAUCUUGGUCAAGACUGGGAUUUGGAAUUUCAGGAUUUUUAGGAUGCUUUGGAGUCCACCUGACUCUAAUGGGUAAAUGUCAUUAGUUAGGGAAAGUAAAGGUAUUUCGUCCUUGUGGCAUUGAAGGUAAUCUUGUUCAUUAAUAGAUCUAGUCUAUCUACUGUCUAGGAAUUGUCCAUUAAUCUGAUUAAUGAAGAUUGAUGGUGUCCCUGUCCAUCUAAAAUGUCUUAAUCGUUGGUCAUAGAAAUACAUCACCUGCACUAUAGACCACAAUGGGGUACUUUACUUUUUACAUUAAUUAUGACACAAGAAUAAAAACAAAAAAAAAAAACAA